Messenger RNA from Aspergillus fijiensis CBS 313.89, 1089 nucleotides. RefSeq lists its product as uncharacterized. The transcript has a single exon. Bases 120 to 653 code for a protein of 177 amino acids. Lineage: Eukaryota; Fungi; Ascomycota; Eurotiomycetes; Eurotiales; Aspergillaceae. The record is from RefSeq and is a predicted model, not a curated record.
CUACUGGGUACUAAACCCUUCUCCUACAUUUACUAAAUUUAUCCUCCCAUUUCACUCUACAACCUCCUCCCACACCAACCCCCCAACACCCCCAAACCAACCUCAAAGCAAAACCCAUCAUGCCCCAAGCCCAAGCCCAGCCCCAACUCCAAACCCCAUCCAACCCGCAAUCCCGCAAGUUCCAAACAACCCGCCCCGCCCCGUCCUCGCUCCUCAUCCCGCAAAAACGGGCCCUCUUCCCCCCAGAGAAGAGGAAUCCCUCCAUAAAUCCAAACACAAACACCCGUCCCCCAUCCCUUCUCCUCGAACCCUCAUCCUCAUCCUCAUCCUCAUCCUCAUCCCCAUCCUCAAACCUCACUCCCACCCCCACUUCCAACCCCGCAUCCAGAGACAAACCAGGAAGCGGAAGCGGAAGCGGAAGCAGAAGCAGAAGCAGAAGCGACACGGAAUUCAACUUCGCGCUCGCGCCGCAGCCGUUCCUUGAUCCGGGGUGUUGGGAGCGGAUGCGGAUGCGGGGAGGGGGUGAUGAUGCUGCACGACCACGACCACGACCAGUAGGGCCGGGAGUGGAGGAGAGCGAGGAGUUGCGGCGGAGGAAGAGGGCCAGGGAGGCGGAGUUUGGGGGCAUGGCUGUUCGGGGGCGGUUGCGGUGAAGUUUUGCUGUCUGUCGGGAUUUUUGGGUUACUUGGGUUACUGCAGUGGGGUUUGGGAUGGGGAUGGGAAUGGGGAUUCUGUCUUGUCGGUGGGAUGGGGGUUUAUUCUUGGGUAUUUAUUUGCGGGGAGUUGGGAGUGAGGUGGUUGGAUUGGGUGGAAUGGAAUGGGAGAGGGAUGCUUGGUCUUUUCUGAGGUUUUUAUGUAUGUAUGUAUGUAUGUAUGUAUGUAUGUAUGUAUGUGUUGAGUUGGGCUGGUUGAUUAUGGAGAGGGCCUGUGUAUUAGGGCUGUCUUGUUCUUGGAGGGAGGGUUCAUAGGAAUCAUGAAUGCUGCACUCGGGGUUAUCAUUUGUGGUAACUGGUGAGUGGUAAUUGCUAAUCUUGUGGUAUCUUAAAUAGAAUGAAAGUGAGCCGAUCGUGGGCUUGCUUCGGUAUUGAG